UGUCCAGGUGCUUCCGGCUCCCACCGGACGGAGGCGCGCUCGGCCCUGGCCUCACUCUGCCACGGAAGUGUGUUUUAGGCGCACCGGAAGCCACCUCAGGGGUAGCCAUGGCGGGGUUGCCUGUUAGAGACCCUGCGGUGGAUCGUUCUCUGCGUUCUGUGUGCGUGGGAAACAUUCCGUAUGAAGCUACUGAAGAACAACUGAAGGACAUCUUCUCUGAGGUUGGGCCUGUUGUUAGUUUCAGAUUGGUAUAUGAUAGGGAGACAGGAAAACCAAAAGGUUAUGGCUUCUGUGAAUACCAAGACCAAGAAACAGCACUUAGUGCCAUGCGGAACUUGAAUGGGCGUGAAUUCAGUGGACGAGCACUUCGAGUGGAUAAUGCUGCCAGUGAAAAGAACAAAGAAGAACUGAAAAGCCUUGGAACUGGUGCACCGGUCAUUGAGUCACCUUAUGGAGAGACCAUCAGUCCUGAGGAUGCCCCUGAGUCUAUUAGCAAAGCAGUCGCCAGCCUUCCCCCAGAGCAGAUGUUUGAGCUGAUGAAACAAAUGAAGCUCUGUGUCCAGAAUAGUCCCCAGGAAGCACGAAACAUGUUGCUUCAGAAUCCACAACUGGCUUAUGCUUUGCUACAAGCACAGGUAGUGAUGAGAAUUGUGGAUCCUGAGAUUGCCCUGAAAAUUCUGCAUCGCCAGACAAAUAUCCCAACGCUGAUUUCAGGCAACCCUCAGCCAGUCCAUGUUCCUGGGCCUGGCUCAGGACCCAAUGUUUCAAUGAACCAGCAGAAUCCUCAGGCCCCUCAGGCUCAAUCUUUGGGCGGAAUGCAUGUCAAUGGUGCACCUAUGAUGCAAGCUUCUAUGCCAGGUGGAGUUCCUGCCCCAGUGCAAAUGACAGCAGCUGUAGCAGGACCUGGCCCGGGUUCCUUACCUGCAGGAGUCAUGCAAGCCCAAGUUGGAAUGCAAGGAGGUGGACCAGUGCCAAUGGAACGAGGGCAAGUGCCAAUGCAAGACCCCAGAGCAGCUAUGCAGCGGGGAGCCUUGCCUGCCAACGUCCCAACUCCUCGUGGUCUCUUAGGAGAUGCCCCCAAUGACCCACGGGGAGGCACUUUAAUGACUGUAACUGGAGAGGUAGAGCCUAGAGCUUACUUGGGACCACCACCACCACCUCAUCAGGGCCCACCCAUGCACCAUGUUCCUGGCCAUGAAGGCCGUGGACCACCCCCACAUGACAUGAGGGGAGGUCCAUUAGCUGAGCCCAGACCUUUAAUGGCAGAGCCAAGAGGACCCAUGCUGGAUCAGAGGGGUCCACCCAUGGAUGCUAGAGGUGGAAGAGAUCCCCGAGGAUUAGAUGCACGAGGGAUGGAGGCCAGAGCCAUGGAGGCCAGAGGAUUGGAUGCCAGAGGACUGGAGGCCCGUGCCAUGGAAGCUCGUGCUAUGGAGGCCCGUGCUAUGGAUACCAGAGGCCCAGUACCUGGACCUAGAGGACCUCUGCCUAGUGGAAUCCAAGGUCCCAAUCCAAUGAACAUGGGGGCUGUCGUUCCCCAGGGAUCAAGACAGGUCCCAGUCAUGCAGGGAGCAGGUAUGCAGGGAGCGAGCAUGCAAGGUGGAAGCCAGCCUGGUGGCUUUAGUCCUGGACAGAGCCAAGUCACACCCCAGGACCAUGAGAAAGCUGCUUUGAUUAUGCAGGUCCUUCAACUCACCGCAGACCAGAUUGCCAUGCUGCCUCCUGAGCAAAGGCAGAGUAUCCUAAUCUUAAAGGAACAGAUACAGAAAUCCACUGGGGCACCUUGAAAGGUUCUCAAAAAUACCUGGCAACAAAUCUGGAAAUACAAUUCCAUAACAUCAUUGAAAUGUUGAAAAUUGGUGACUUCUGCAUCCUAACCCUUGAUGUCUCAAAUUGGUGCCAGGUGGAGAACUCGUAUCACCAUUUCUCCAAAUGAAAGCAGUUCAUUCGGUUGUCUUAGUUUGUAUAUUUUCUGUGAUCUUAAACUUUGAACACAUUUUUAACAUACUGCAAAUUGAUAUACAUAACCCUUUUGCUUUUAAGAAGCUAAACACCAAUGUAAAAGCUUAAGAUAUAUUUUCUACCCUUAGCAGCCUUGUCCUUUAAUCUUAUAUUGCCAUAGCUCUAUUCUUUCUUUAGCAUAAAUGUUUACUCUUCUUAAUGAUACUUGAGUAUUUCUUGGAAGAAAUGUUUUCAGGAGCUUUGUUUUUUGUUGAGUUUGCAUUCAGCAAGAUAAUACGUUUUGCCCUUUGAAAACUUUCUAGAGUCUUUGAGUUUUCUGGGAGAAAAAGCAAGUGUUUAAAACUGUCAAAUGGCCAGAAGGCCAACAAGCAAAGAAUAUAUCACAGUAAUGUUUGGUUUAAGAAAAUCCAGUUAUCAAAAUGUGCUGUUUGGUCAGUAACAGGUCUGAACAUACAUGGUUCAGAGUUAAGACAAGGAUUGUUUUGGCACUGUUAUGAGUGUGUGUGUCAAUAACCUGAGAGACUGUUGUAAAGCUCUUCUGUCUAGGUAGCCAACUUUACAAGUUUACAAAGUCACUAGUUUUCCACAUGUUCAAAUUUAAUAAGGAAAAUAAAGUGAACUAAAUAUAUUUUACCCGUUUUUCAGAAAAUUGCAAAGCUUUCAGCUCUUUGCUUUAAAUUCAUUCCAAGAACGUAAAACAGAAAACCCUAAAACUUUACAUUUUCAAGUCUUUUAAGAGGACCAAGCAUAUAGCACAGGAAAGUAGAUUGUCUGUUACGGUUGCCUGCUUUUUUCCAAGUACUACCUACUUGGAAGGUAAUUAGUGCCAUUGGCCUGUGCUAGCCUGAAAGUCACCUUGCCCUUUGUUCUCCACAUAGUGGCAUUAAUGAAGAACAUUGUUUCUUUCUAGCAGGUCAGACUGAAGACAUCUGAAGAGUUGCCUUAUAACUAGUAAAGUUUACUAGAACUAAUUUUAAGCUUAUUUAUAUUCUCAGAGCCCUACCCUCUGUGUUAGGAUUAUGGGCAGGUGAAUUAAAAUCAUUGCUUAGACAUACAAAGCAUAAUAAUAUUGCUUACAUGUCAAACAAAGGAAUGCCAAGAUAGUAAAAUUGGGGGAUUUUUUCUCUAUAUUACAGUGAAAAUUUGCUGUAUAUGUCAUACUGUAACCAAUCAAGAAAAGUGCAAAACAGCAAGUGUAGCACCUGCACUACAACACUUCCACAGUAUAGGGCGAGGGGCUUGAGGAUUUAAAUAAAGGCAAGACAGCAGGUCUUUCUUGCAGGGAGAGAAUGCCCUUCAUUCCAACAAGAGUGGGGGCUUAUUUACCAGUCAGUAGGCGUGGUGGAAAACUACCCAGAUCACAAGUUCAGGUUCCCAGGCCCAUCAGGCAAUCCUGAAUGGGCGAAUAACAGGAUAACAGGAACUUGCACUCAGGCCUUCAAGGAAGGAAGAAAACAGGAUGUACUUGCUAGGUAAGCUAGUCACAAGCUUGUCAGCAGACCCCUAUGGGGGAAGGGCCCAACAAGCAAGCACUCUGCCUAGUCUUUUUAUCCCAAGUUUAACUAGGAUGUUAAUUAUGCAUGCAGUUCAUUGUUUUCAUUACCUUCUGUGCCUCCUGCAUAAAUAAUAAGUCAAUGAUGUGAUGAUUUUAGCAGCUGGCAUGACUUAUAAAAAAAGUGCCAGUAUAGACACAGAGAUCAUAAGGAAAGUAUUUCUAGUUAGGAACUUAGGUUUUACACAACCAAUUCCCAAUCAAGAUUACUGAGGCUGAAGUUAUUUGGUAAGCAGUUGUCUGAUAAAAACUAUAUCCUGGAAAUCCUGUGUGAAUUUCCCAAAGGCUCAUUAAACUUAAUGUUGUUUAGCAGACACUCAGGUGAAUAAAUUGACAAGAGCAGUGGCAUCCCAAUUCAUCCCCAUGGAAGCACUCAUCAGCGUUAUGUCUAUUAUGGUCAGACUAGUGACUGAAAAAUGGUCCUGCUAAUCCUUCAAGCUAUAGGUCCUUAGAUAAUUGGAAAGGUAAAUUUGUUCACUCUUAAUCAAGAAAAUAGGUGGUCUAGAUUCAAUCUGCUAAAUUCAUUGAGUUCAGCAGUCUGAGCACAAUAUGGAGUUUUCUCCCUCUGAAGAAUCUGGGGCUUCUGUUUUGUGACUGUAACUAACAUCCCGGAGCCAGUGUGGUUAUUGUCCUGGUUGAUAGGAAAAAGAAUGACAUUUAAGUGAGUGAUCCCUCAGUAAGAAAGACCUGGAGAAUAGUCAAAAUUAUAAAUUCUUUAUUGUCUUUUUAUACCAGACAUUCAUAAACAAACCCCUUUAACAAAAAUAGUAGAGAACUUGGUGUUGAAUUCAUUUAUUCCAUGAUGUAGGCCAGGUGUUCCCAGUUAUUUCAAACAAUACAAAAUGACAUAUAGUUGGCUUCUAAUUAUAAUGUAAAUUUGAUUACAGUUAAUAUACGUCAGAUGGAAAGCCUAGAGAAAUUAAGCAGAAUUGUUCAAUAAGCAAAGAUGAAAACCUUUCAUUUUUUGACAAAACAAAGUGUAAACUGUUGGUCACACUGGAUAAGAUUGUGUUUAACAAUGUACCUAGUGAGUAUGAUAUGGGAGUGCGAAUCAUGGUAAUUUUAUGUUUAUUAUUUAUGAUUAUUGUUUUGUCCUGGAUUCAAUAAAUAUUUUAAAAGUCA
Cricetulus griseus (Chinese hamster) is the source of this 4633-nucleotide messenger RNA. The record is from RefSeq and is a predicted model, not a curated record. NCBI's taxonomy places the organism in Eukaryota, Metazoa, Chordata, Mammalia, Rodentia, Cricetidae.